GCUGCAGAGCAGAUGUACAAGCAGUCGGGGCACAGCUCCUCCUUUGUGUGCACAGUAGUUAUCGCCACCGCUCCCAGCCUUUUUAUACACAAAAAGAAGGGGAGCACAGCGAUGUUCCUGCCAUGCCUGAGAGGGGCUAUCAGCUGCUAAUGGCUUUGUCCUCGCAAAGGAAACUAUCUUACAGUGAAAGCGUCAGCAGGAAAACUAUGUGUCGAUCAGGCGCAAUGACAAGGAAGAUGGCCUCAGAGGAACAGGUCUGGCCGGUCCCAAUGAAGGCAAUUGGAGCACAAAACCUUUUGACGAUGCCUGGAGGAGUGACCAAAUCGGGCUAUCUUCAUAAAAAGGGAGGCACUCAGUUGCAGAUCUUGAAGUGGCCACUGAGAUUUGUGAUUAUCCAUGAGGGAUGCAUUUACUACUUUAAGACCAGCACGUCUGCAUCUCCACAGGGUGCAUUUUCUUUGAAUGGUUACAACAGGGUUAUGCGGGCAGCUGAAGAGACGACAUCAAGCAAUGUGUUUCCUUUCAAGUUAGUUCACAUUAGCAAGAAGCACAGGACGUGGUUUUUUUCUGCUUCUUCUGAAGAUGAAAGAAAGAAUUGGAUGCUAUCCCUGAGGAGGGAAAUCGAUCACUACCAUGAUAAGAAAGAAACAGUAACAGAAUUCAGUGACUCUGGUUCUGAUGCAGACAGUUUCUAUGGCUCAGUUGAACGUCCCAUUGAUAUCAAGUAUUCUCAUCAUUCAGCAGAUAAUGAAGAUUAUGACCAGGAGGAAGACGAUGAGUCCUACUUGCAGCCAGAUACUUCUGACAUAGUGAAAGAUGAUAUCAUGGUCCUGCCCCCAGCCUACCCACCUCCACCGGUCCCUCAUGUCAGAAAAGUUGCCUACUCAGAGUCAAGGUCACAUUCCUUUAGUGGAAAAACUGCUGGAUCAGCAGCACCACCACCACCUCCAAAAAGGAGCUUACCUGAGAUCAAGACAGAGGAUCUCUUCAGUGUGAGAGAGCCCCAGUUACUGUGCCGAGCUGAACCUAACCUAAAGAUUCAGUCCUCCAGCCGGAGACCAAGUGAGCAGCUGCCUCCUGUGCCCCCUUUACCUCUUUUCAAAAAGCCUUUUAGAGUCAAAGAACCUUCCUCACUGCAUCCAGAACCUCUGCCUCUGUCUCACGUUCUCAAUACUCCAGAAGGAUGCGAGAAACUAAAAACCUUAAACCUUUCACCGCGAACUCCUCCUCCAGUGCCAAGCAACAAACCCAAGUUGUCCCAGAUAACAGAAAAACCAAUAGAAACCAAAGUGCCAAGAGAACAUGGCAAACCGGGACUGUUUGUGCCACCAGUGCUCCCGAAGCCACCUGUGCCAGGCCACCAGCAUCCUGUACUUAAACCUAGACCAGAGAAGCCUUCAUGUCCCCAAUUACAGAGAUCACCACCAGAUGGGCAGAGUUUUAGAAGCUUCUCAUUUGAAAAACCAGCACUGCCCUCCAAGCCAAGUCAAGCGAAUGAUGAUUCUGAUGAUGACUAUGAAAAAGUUGAGCUGCCUACUUCAAUAUUUAUUAAUACCUCUGAAUCCUUAGAAGUUGAAAGGAUAUUUAAAGCUAGUAGCCCAAAGGGACAGCCACAAAAUGGAUUAUACUGUAUUAGGAACUCAUCUACUAAGGCUGGAAAGGUAUUAGUUGUAUGGGAUCAAUCUGCCGAAAAAGUGAGAAACUACAGAAUAUUUGAGAAGGACUGUAAAUUCUACCUGGAUGCAGACAUCAUGUUUCUGAACAUGGGGAGUUUGGUUGAAUACUAUAGCACUCAUGUCCUGCCUAGUCACGGCAGCCUGAUUCUUCGGUGUCCUUAUGGUUACUCUAAACCAAGCUGACAGGGCCGGCAUAAUUCACUGACACUGAGGAAAAAUGGGUUCUCUGCUGUCUUGGAAUUAAACGUGGACUUCUGCCACUGCUGGAUUUCCCGUUGCUUGCACACAAAACCUGAGUUUAUUUCAACCAUUUGUUUUCAUGUGAGCUAUAUCUCCACUUAAUGAACUCUUGGUAAAGUUUUGUAAUGCAGAGCAGUGGAUUUUGUGCCUUUCUCUCAGAAAGAUCUGAACAGGCUGUUCUGUGAAGGCCAUCUGUGACACCUGCACCUUUUUUUGAAACUGCUGCUAUUACUGAUCUCCUUGGAAUGUGGAGAACAAUGUCCACAUGAACAAAGAAGUGUUGUGAAUACAACCAAAGCACAAGAGGGAAGCUUCUGAAAAUACAUGAGAAUUCAUUUGUGGCAGGGAAUACUAAUAUUCUGACUUGAAGGAUUUUACUCCUUAAGUCAGGGCUGGUGCUGAACUUGUAUUACUUGUAUAGUUGAUGUGCAAAUAAUGAAGUCUUUUGUGCAAAUAAUUUGGUUUACUACAUGUAAAGAUGAUUGGGAAAUGCAACAUUUUCUAAGCCAAUUGACACAUAAAUGUAAUUUGUGAUUAAAAUGUCCACAGUAAUCAAUACUGAGGUACUGUCCAACAGAUAGGGUUAUGGCAUCAUAUGUAUUAAUUAAGAACACUUCAAGUAGGUUAGGGUAAUGCUAAUUUGGUUUUAAUGGGAGUCCCAUUCCUUAUUUCCAAACCAGAAGGUUUUUUAAAACACAAGAAAAAGCUACAAUUAUUGUGAUGUUACAAUUAGUCUAUAAGAUGUUGUGGUCAAUUUGUGAGGAUCAGGUUGUCAGCCAAGUGCAUUCUCUUCUGUUCGGGUGCAAAGCACCCUGUUCUAGUCUACUUUUUGUAGAACUCUACUAAUUUUUUCAUUAUUAAAAUCUCUAUUAGAUCAAAGCAAAUGCAAUGCAAACGAGAUCAAAUUAGUUUUUAAUGUACCAUCAGCACUAUCAAUUAUAGGUGUUUGCAGGGUGCUUAUGUUUGUUCCCUAAUAUCAUGGGGAUAAAUAUCCUAAACACAAGGGCUUGGUGGUUCUGAAAUUGCCCUACUCCUGAAUUUUUGUAAAGAGAAAGCUAUUUUACUGACCUGCUACAAUAACUUGGUUAAUGCAAAAGUACUGUCAAAUUAUUAUCUUUAAUAACGUUUAUGAGACUUAAUAAAAAAAAGAAUAAUUUGCUGUAAUUCUUGAAACAGGAGAAGCUAUCUGGUUUCUGUCAGUUUGAAUCCAUAAGUUGAAUCCAUAAGAACAUAAAAGUUCCACUUUUCUGCUACCUUUACAGAGGCUAUACAUGCCAGGUUUAAUCUUAUUGUUAUUAAAUGGUCACAGCUUUAAGAACAUUAAAAUGUUACAGAAUAAGAAUUUUGUUUUAUGAAAACAGUAAAAUAGGAUUUAAUCCCUAAGGGAUUUUUCUUAAUAAGCUGUAAUAAUAGGACCUCACAUAGAGCCAGCAAUUCUUACCUUAAUUCCUUCAUUUUGUUUGAGACAGAUAUGCACAAUAUCAGUAUCUGCUUUCUGUUCCCACUGUAAUAAACUUUUUUGUGAGUGUAAAUUAAAGAAUGUGCAGUACUUAAAUUUCAGACUCUGUUGAAUAUCAGAUUUGUAAUUCCUUUUAUUGUAGGUAAGUAUGUCUGUGGUUCACUGAUCUGAUGUGAUCCACUCCACAAAGAAAGCUCGGCCAACAAUGCACUCAUAAAGAUGUUGGCUUUUUAGAUCUGUGUGUCUGUAUUUUAGGCAAGCUCUAUUUUUAUUUUUUUUUACAGUAUUUAUACAUACUGUUUACAGAGUAAAUUUUUCUCUCUCUAGGAAUAACUGACUCACUCCAUCAUGACAGUCAUGCUUACAAUGUGCUAUGGGGCCAAAUUCAGUGGAUAAACUUCCAAUGCCAACUCGCCUAUUUUGUGCAGUCUCACUGAACUUGCUGAGUACGUGCUUUAAUACUUUCUCUUGUAAUUGUGGUUCUUGAGUGAGAAUUGAGGACUGAAGCAUUCAUUUUAUCUACGAGCACAAAACACAAGUGCAGCCAUAAUAAAAGGUUCCUCAGAGGAAGAGGAAUGUGCUGUGCAAGAGAGCCAAGUCUCCAAAGGACUUCAGCAACUUGCAGGGAGGAGAGGCCCUUUGCAUUUCCCAGCACCUAACAGCCCUUCUGUUCAGCAAUGUUGGCGUCACCCAGCAGGUUUCUCUGAUGCCUCCUGCAGGCAAGUAGGAGGGGCAGACAGGGACACACUAAGCAGUGCUUUCAGAUGGAUUCUAAAGAAAUCUGUAGUCACUCUCUCUUCUGAAUCAUCUUGCUCCUAUGUACUGCUCUAGUCUGCUUGGUGGAGAAUUAGAUAGUUACAUUUCUGGUGUUUGUAGGGAAGAAAGGCACAGUUUAGAGCUCACAGUCUGUCUCCUAUGUCUCUUACACAUCCUAUACGCCCCACUGCAAGCUCCUUAUCUUAAAGUGGUUUGGGGGAGAAGUGUAAAAGCAGUAUUUGGCAUGCCAAAAUAUGCAGUUUGUGAGUUUGGUAACAUGUAAGUCAAAAUAAUUGCUACUAAUUUUGGACAAAAUUCUGCACUUGCUGACCAAAUUUCUGUGAAAGGUUUGUAUUUGUGGAGGAAUAAUUCUUCUAGGGAAGAAAAAAACAAAAAAUGAAUGGUUCUGGAAAUACAGGAUUUUAAAAGGGACCAUCAAUCAAUAGAGUGCAAUAAUGGAGCAAUAGGAACACUAAAAGGGAAUCUGAUAUUGAGGUUUUCUAUGAGACAGAGUGCUACAUGCUGCUGCUUUUUGUCAGCUAUUCCCUCAGAACUUAACACUUUUCAAAAGAAUGUAAGUAAUGAGAAUAUUUGUGCCCUCUGUUCUGUCUUGCUUUAGAAAAUUGGAAGGAAUGGUGAUUUCUGAAGCGUUGAUGGUGAUUAGUUUGAGUUUGGUGACAUCUGCUGGUCAGCUGUUUCCAUGCAGGGAAACCCAACAGCAGUAUCUACAUGAAACGUGUACAGAGGUCAGUUGGGUGGACAUCAUUCUUAAGUGACUUUGGAUAGGAGCGAGUUUACAGCCUGACUCUAGGUGAAAAGCUGGUGAGCUGUGUCUUUGAGAGUGAAAGCAUCUUUUGGCUCAUGUUUCUUACAUAAGUAGCAACAUUGUUUAGCAAAAUUAGUCAUCUGAAUGUAUUUUAUCCUGGAUGAUGAAGAAGUAAUAUAAGCAAGAAUAUAAAAUUCAAAACAACUACUUCGAGGUAGAAUUUGCAUAAUCAUAGAAUUUACACAGACAUCUGAGGACUACCUAAAUACCUGACAUAAUGAAGCACUAAAGAGUUGUUCUAAACAUUAAAUACUUCAUCUGGCCUAAGUGUCUGAUGUUGUAAUAGUUUCCAUCUUAUUAAGAAGUCAACAUCUUGAACUGUUUUUUUUAUAGAAAGAGAAGCACUCCAGAUGACCAUGAUUACAGCCUCUUAAGAGAACUCCAAGCUCUCAUAUUAAAAAUAAAAAAAAACAAACAAAAUAAAACCCAAAAAAGUAAACACUACUGAAACCCUUGCAGAGCAGAGAGAAUUUGAGUUACCUUUAAACUGGGCAAACUGAAGCACCAAAGUACAGAAAGCUUAGUGUGUCUUGUAACACAGUCAACCCUAAAAUCUACUCACCCAGGACUUCCAUUUCUGUGCCUUAAAAUACAGGAUAGUAGUUCCUGUUGGUUAUUUGUACCUCAUUUCUUACAAUGCUAGUUACUGGAAGCAUUUAACCCAGCCUCUCAGGUUCAUGAUGUAUGUGAGCAUAAUGGCCGUGUAAGAAUUGUUUUUAAUGUAAUUUUUCUUCUACAUAACUCUAGCAAACUUGUUUUGUACAGAAAUGAUGGUAGUAACUGCUUGCGAGACUAAAUCUCUGGAAAUAGAUGGGGAAAAUAAAUGCAGACCCAUCUGACCCUUCUUUGGGUCAGUGCUUUGCUUUUUAACAGUA
Lagopus leucura (white-tailed ptarmigan) is the source of this 5832-nucleotide messenger RNA. It is a transcript of the gene SH3BP2, whose product is annotated as SH3 domain binding protein 2. The record is from RefSeq and is a predicted model, not a curated record. NCBI's taxonomy places the organism in Eukaryota, Metazoa, Chordata, Aves, Galliformes, Phasianidae. Gene Ontology annotation, biological process: signal transduction. The coding region runs from base 123 to 1859 and encodes 578 amino acids. Gene Ontology annotation, molecular function: SH3 domain binding. The transcript has 15 exons.